GCAGAACUGCUCACUGGGGAUAUAUAUUUGACAUAGACAUGGGAUCUGAAUUAUUAAAUUCUUCAUUCGAAGAUGUUAGUUUUGGUGGAAAAAGUGCCUUCUCACAAUUUGAACACAACAUCGUUGCUGGAUACCUUAUUACUGCAUGUGUGAUCAGUCUGUCCAGUAACCUUGUGGUGCUGAUGAUGUUUGUAAAAUACAGAGAGCUGCGUAAUGCCACCAAUGCCAUCAUCAUUAAUCUGGCAUUCACAGAUGUGGGAGUGGCCGGCAUUGGUUACCCCAUGUCUGCUGCUUCAGACCUGCAUGGCAGCUGGAAAUUCGGCUAUACUGGUUGCCAGAUAUAUGCUGCUUUGAAUAUAUUCUUUGGGAUGGCAAGCAUUGGGCUGCUCACUGUGGUGGCCAUGGACCGAUAUAUUAGCAUCUGCAGACCCCACGUAGACCAGAAGAUGACACUCCUGAUCACGGCCGCGUGGCUGAACGCACUGUUCUGGUCUUCCAUGCCCAUUGUGGGUUGGGCUGGAUAUGCUCCUGAUCCAACUGGAGCCACGUGCACCAUCAACUGGAGGAACAAUAAUGUGUCCUUCAUCUCCUAUACAAUGGCUGUGGUUUCGAUUAACUUUAUUAUACCACUAUGUGUCAUGUUCUACUGCUACUACAAUGUUUCAGUCACAGUGCAGAUGUACAAAACAAGUAACUGCCUGGGUAGCGUCAACAUAGACUGGUCAGACCAAUUGGACGUAACCAAGAUGUCUGUUUUAAUGAUUGCGAUGUUCCUGAUGGCCUGGUCUCCAUAUGCAUUGGUGUGUCUUUGGGCAUCAUUCAGUGACCCAGCAAAGAUCCCAACACCAAUGGCCAUUAUUGCACCACUAUUCGCAAAGUCAUCAACCUUCUACAACCCCUGCAUUUAUGUUAUCGCCAACAAAAAGUUUAGAAGAGCUAUCAUAGCAAUGCUGCGAUGCCAGACCCGACAAGAAGCCACUAUCAGCAACCACCUUCCCAUGGCUACCUCUCAGUUGCCUCUCAACCUCUGAUAAUAUUACAGUCGCCGUCAUGCUCUCUGUUAGCACUGGUUACUGUUUGCACCAUUACGAAAUUCUAACAGUCUUGCUUGGAUUAAAAUGCACCUUCUUUGUUGUUUUCUAUUAAGCAUGUCAACUCAGCAAUUACUUAAAUGUUGCUGUGUGUGAAGCAGUGUUUUCCAGUACAGACAUAGCAGAUAAGAACAAAGAUAAAAUAAUCUUCUUAGAUAACCUUCUAUUCUCACCAUAGAGAACCCAGUAAAAUGUUGACAUGGAGUUCACAGUGUAAAGUCUGUUGUUUUUUGAAACUAUUGUAUGUAACCAUUUGAGCCAUUUGAAGCUUUAUUACUCUGAAUAGGACAAACAGCAAAAGGGAUAAAAAUAAUAGUUAAUCCUAAAUGUUGGAAAGUGAAAUAGUGUAGAAAUAGUUUAAAUGAAAUAGUUAAAUGUUGGAACAUGAAAUAGUGAUGUUAAAAAUAUACUACAAUUGAAUUUGUUUUGGUUUAGGUUCCUCAAGAAGAAUUACAAUAGAUUUACAAGGAGCAAAAGAU
Molecule: messenger RNA, 1570 nt
Organism: Electrophorus electricus (electric eel)
Lineage: Eukaryota; Metazoa; Chordata; Actinopteri; Gymnotiformes; Gymnotidae
Gene: rrh
Product: retinal pigment epithelium-derived rhodopsin homolog
Biological process (GO): G protein-coupled receptor signaling pathway; visual perception
Cellular component (GO): membrane
Molecular function (GO): G protein-coupled receptor activity
Source: RefSeq, a predicted model, not a curated record